AUGCCGCUGACGCAGCCCAUGCGCUGCAGGCUUCGGCCCUCUCUCCGCUCCUUAUUCACGACUCCACGUACCCAACGCCGGGCAUUUACAUCCCUGCCACCCCUCCUCAACUCCCUCAAACCUCCUCCACCACAUGAUAGACCACGUUCUGUUUUAAAGCCACUCCCCAUGACGCAGACCAGAGGCCAUACUGGCCAUAGCCACGGCCACGGACAUCACCACCAUCACGACAAUGUUUAUCUGACCUCGACAAACAAGAACGAUGCUGGUGUUCGCAUUACUCGACUUGGCUUGCUCGCCAACCUUGCAAUGGCCAUUGGCAAGUUUAUCGGUGGCUAUGUCUUCCACUCUCAAGCUCUGAUCGCCGAUGCCUACCAUGCCCUGACCGACUUGGUCUCCGAUUUCUUGACCCUGGGUACGGUCGCAUGGUCCACAAAACCCCCCAGUGAACACUUCCCGCAUGGAUAUGGAAAGAUUGAAAGCAUUGGUGCCCUGGGUGUAAGUGGGCUGCUGCUGUGUGGUGGUGUGUUCAUGGGCCUCAAUGCAGGACAGGUCUUGCUGGCUCAAUGUUACCCUGAACUGGCAGAGACACUCGCCCAUUCUGGAAUCUUGGGACAUGGUCAUGGUCACUCUCACAGCCAUGGACUUGAUGUGAUGGGUCCCAGCAUUCACGCAGCCUGGAUUGCGGGUGGGUCGAUCAUUGUCAAGGAGUGGCUCUACCGUGCAACCAUGAAGGUAGCCGAGGAGCGCAAGUCCUCUGUACUCGCUUCUAACGCGAUUCAUCACCGAGUCGAUUCUCUCACGAGUAUUGUUGCCCUUUCCACAAUUGGUGGAAGUUAUAUGUUUCAAGACGCUACCUGGCUGGACCCGGUGGGUGGUCUUUUGAUUUCCCUCAUGGUCAUCAAGGCUGGCUGGGGCAACACACUCACCUCACUCUGGGAGCUUGCGGAUACAACCGUGGAUGAAGAAAUCAAGACCUCGGUCCAAACAGCAGCCUCGAAAGCGCUGAAGGAGAUUGAAGAUGGAGAGCAAGUGAUCGUUCGUGACGUUCAAGGCAUGAAGUCUGGUCCAAACUACCUGAUGGAUGUUGAGCUUGCUGUUCCUGGAGCUUGGUCUGUGACUCGGUCCCGGGCAGUGGAAGAGGCUGUACGCAAGACUAUUGGAUCGGGGGUUCACGGUGUGAAGCGAGUUAAGGUUCGCUUCAUUCCUGUGGAAGAGAAGGAACUUACUUUCUCGGAGGAGUUCGUUUCUCAGGAUGCUCAAGCCAGUCUUGAACCAGAGCAUGACCAUGACCACAACCAUUCAUCUCACGGCGCUGAUCAGAACUCACACAAGCAAAAGUAA
Molecule: messenger RNA, 1344 nt
Organism: Penicillium malachiteum
Lineage: Eukaryota; Fungi; Ascomycota; Eurotiomycetes; Eurotiales; Aspergillaceae
Product: cation diffusion facilitator family transporter
Exons: 2
Coding region: 1-1344 (447 amino acids)
Biological process (GO): monoatomic cation transport; transmembrane transport
Cellular component (GO): membrane
Molecular function (GO): monoatomic cation transmembrane transporter activity
Source: RefSeq, a predicted model, not a curated record